Drosophila bipectinata is the source of this 4654-nucleotide messenger RNA. RefSeq names its product Cytoplasmic FMR1-interacting protein Sra-1 (gene Cyfip). Gene Ontology annotation, biological process: cell projection assembly; regulation of actin filament polymerization; regulation of translation. Gene Ontology annotation, cellular component: neuron projection; synapse; SCAR complex. Gene Ontology annotation, molecular function: small GTPase binding; RNA 7-methylguanosine cap binding. Lineage: Eukaryota; Metazoa; Arthropoda; Insecta; Diptera; Drosophilidae. The record is from RefSeq and is a predicted model, not a curated record.
ACGGCAUCAUUGUUGAUGUUUGUGUAUUUGUGGCAACUACGGUGGAAAAAAAUCUUCGGUGUCGGGGAUUGGAGCCCCGCCUUUGUUAAAUUGAAUUUCUCUUGAGCUUCCGGAGGCAUGAUAAACAAGGCAGUAUGACGGAGAAGAUAACGUUAGCCGAUGCGCUGUCCAAUGUGGAGGUGCUGGACGAGCUUUCCCUGCCCGAUGAGCAGCCCUGCAUCGAGGCCCAGCCCUGUUCCAUUAUCUACAAGGCGAACUUCGACACAAAUUUCGAGGAUCGAAAUGGAUUCGUUACUGGAAUUGCCAAGUAUAUCGAAGAGGCGACAACGCACGCCAACUUGAAUGUUUUGCUGGAAGAGGGGCAGAAACAUGCCGUCAUGUUGUAUACCUGGCGCUGCUGCUCACGCGCCAUUCCUCAGCCGAAGUCCAACGAGCAGCCGAACCGGGUGGAGAUCUACGAGAAGACUGUUGAGGUUCUGGCUCCCGAGGUAAACAAACUCCUAAACUUCAUGUACUUUCAACGCAAGGCGAUUGAGGCCUUUUCGGGCGAGGUGAAGCGCCUGUGCCAUGCAGAGAAGCGAAAGGAUUUUGUCUCGGAGGCAUAUCUGCUAACACUGGGCAAGUUCAUCAAUAUGUUCGCCGUUCUAGACGAGCUAAAGAACAUGAAGUCAAGCGUGAAGAACGAUUACUCGACGUACCGGCGCGCAGCUCAGUUUCUAAAGGUGAUGUCGGAUUCUCACACCCUGCAGGAGUCACAGAACCUUUCCAUGUUUCUGGCUACUCAGAACAAGAUUCGCGACACGGUUAAGGACACUCUUGAGAAAAUUGUUGGCUACGAGGAUCUUCUGUCCGACGUCGUCAACAUCUGUGUCCAUAUGUUUGAAACAAAAAUGUACUUGACCCCGGAGGAAAAGCAUAUGCUGGUGAAGGUAAUGGGAUUUGGCCUUUUUCUUAUGGACAGCGAUGCCUGCAACAUCAACAAAUUGGAUCAAAAGAAGAAGAUUCGCCUGGAGCGCAUAGAUAGAAUUUUCAAGCACCUCGAAGUGGUGCCGUUGUUUGGUGACAUGCAGAUCGCUCCUUUCAAUUACAUCAAACGCAGCAAGCACUUUGACUCCAGCAAGUGGCCGCUGUCCAGCUCCAACGCCAUCAGCCCACAGGCAGAUUUAAUGGUACACUUGCCGAAGAUUCGCGAAGACCAUGUGAUGUACAUAUCAGAGCUGGCUCGGUACACCAAUGAGGUCACCACGACGGUGAAAGAAAACCCUUCAGAUAAGGAGAACCGAAACACAUCUGAUUUAGCACUGCGAGGUCUGCAGUUGUUGUCGGAAUGGACAAGUGUGGUGACUGAACUGUACUCUUGGAAGCUUCUGCACCCCACAGACCAUCACCAGAACAAGGAGUGCCCAGUAGAAGCCGAGGAAUAUGAACGUGCUACGCGGUAUAACUACAGCUCAGAGGAAAAGUUCGCCCUUAUUGAAGUUAUUGCUAUGAUAAAGGGCCUGCAAGUGCUGAUGGCUCGUAUCGAAACCGUCUUGUGCGAAGCCAUUCGAAGGAACAUUUAUUCUGAGCUUCAGGACUUUGUACAGCUGACGUUACGCGAACCUCUUCGCAAGGCAGUCAAGAACAAGAAGGACUUAAUUCGGAGUAUCAUAAUGUCAGUGCGGGAAACGUCGGCCGAUUGGCAAAAGGGAUACGAACCCACUGAUGACCCAGUGUCUAAGGGUAAAAAGGAUCCCGAUGGGGGUUUUCGUAUUACGGUGCCGCGCUUAAACGUCGGACCUUCCUCCACGCAACUUUAUAUGGUCCGCACAAUGUUGGAGUCUCUUACUGCGGAUAAGAGUGGCGGAAAGCGAACUUUGCGCAAGGACAUUGAUGGAAAUUGCCUCGGGCAAAUAGACACGUUCCACAAGAAUUCCUUCUACUGGAGUUACUUGCUCAACUUUAGUGACACAUUGCAGAAGUGCUGCGACCUCUCGCAGCUGUGGUAUCGAGAGUUCUACUUGGAGAUGACAAUGGGCCGCAAGGUCAACAAGUGCAUGGUCCGCCAUCAGCAUAAUGAGGAGUGCAAGGAUCUGAUCACCAUGGAGAAACGCAUUCAGUUCCCCAUUGAAAUGUCUAUGCCCUGGAUCCUUACCGAUCACAUUUUGCAAACGAAGGAACCUUCUAUGAUGGAGUUUGUCUUGUACCCGUUAGAUCUGUACAACGACUCAGCUCACUAUGCUCUCACCGUCUUCCGCAAACAGUUCCUCUAUGACGAGGUGGAGGCCGAGGUGAACCUGUGCUUUGAUCAGUUUGUCUACAAGCUGAGCGAGCAGAUCUUCGCCCACUAUAAGCAGUUGGCGGGUAGCAUUUUCCUGGACAAGCGAUUCCGUCUAGAGUGUGAAGUUCUCGGAUUCAACUUUCAAUCGUAUCCGCGCAACAAUCGCUAUGAAACCCUCUUAAAACAACGACAUGUGCAGUUAUUGGGCCGCUCCAUUGACCUGAACAAGUUGAUCACCCAAAGGAUCAACGCCAAUAUGCACAAAAGCAUUGAGUUGGCCAUCAGCCGCUUCGAAGGCAAUGACAUAACCGGCAUUGUGGAGCUUGAAGGCCUUUUGGAGGCAAAUCGCAUUUGUCACAAGUUGCUAAGUAAAUAUUUAGCUCUUGACAACUUUGACGGGAUGGUUAAGGAGGCCAAUCACAAUGUCCUGGCACCUUAUGGAAGGAUUACCCUGCACGUCUUUGUGGAAUUAAAUUAUGAUUUCCUGGUCAAUUAUUGCUACAAUGCAGCCACAAAUCGAUUCAUUCGCACCAAGGUCAACCUCUCCUCCUCGCAGGCCAUUCAACGGGAGAAACCUCCACAAAUGUCACAUUAUUAUCUUUGGGGCUCGAAACAGUUAAAUGCUGCCUACUCCACCCAGUAUGGCCAAUACACCGGCUUCGUUGGAGCGCCACACUUCCAUGCAAUGUGCCGCCUCCUCGGCUAUCAGGGCAUUGCCGUCGUUAUGGAUAUUAUACUGAAGGAUAUUGUUAAGCCAUUGAUUCAGGGCUCAUUGCUGCAGUUCACCAAGACGUUGAUGAUCGCUAUGCCAAAAUCUUGCAAGCUUCCCCGUUGCGAAUACGGCUCGCCAGGAGUACUAAGCUACUACCAGGCCCAUUUAACGGACAUAGUGCAAUACCCAGACGCCAAAACGGAGCUGUUUCAAUCGUUUAGGGAGUUCGGCAACAGCAUCAUUUUCUGUCUGUUGAUUGAGCAAGCCUUAUCCCAGGAGGAAGUGUGCGAUCUUUUGCAUGCGGCCCUCUUCCAGAACAUCUUCCCUAGACCGUUUUGCAAAGAGAACGAAAAGCCUGAAGCCAAGCAAAAGCGACUGGAAGCACAAUUUGCUAACCUACAGAUCGUCUCGAAUGUAGAAAAGAUCGGCACUGCGAAGCAAGCAAUGAUUGCUCGUGAGGGUGAUUUGCUGACACGUGAACGACUCUGCUGUGGGCUGAGCAUCUUCGAAGUGAUCCUUAACCGCGUGAAAAGCUACCUAGACGAUCCAGUCUGGAGCGGACCCCCGCCAGCAAAUGGGAUAAUCCAUGUGGAUGAGUGCUCCGAGUUCCACCGACUCUGGUCCGCGCUGCAGUUUGUCUACUGCAUUCCUGUUCGUGGGACAGAGUAUACCAUUGAGGAGCUAUUCGGCGAAGGUCUUAAUUGGGCCGGGUGCGUUAUGAUUGUGUUGUUGGGUCAACAACGACGUUUUGAGGCUCUUGAUUUUUGCUACCACAUUCUGAGGGUACAGCGCGUCGAUGGAAAAGAUGAGGAUGUCAAGGGAAUCCAACUGAAGCGGAUGGUGGAUCGAAUUCGGAGGUUCCAAGUAUUAAACUCACAAAUCUUUUCCAUUCUGAAUAAGUAUCUUAAGGGCGGAGAUGGCGAGGGCUCAAAUGUGGAGCACGUGCGGUGUUUCCCUCCACCACAGCAUCCCUCGGUCAUAUCGUCAUCGUCGCACUACCAGGAUCCCCAGAAGUUGCGUCAGAGCAUGAACAAUUGAAUGGCGGGAAACGCAUUUAAGCCAAUCGCAUAUAACUAGGUUACCCUUAAUCGCAGUUACAAUUAAGUCCCCAGGGCGAGAAGCGGGCGUGAAAAAAAUGUAGAAAUGGAUAAAAGCCACAGCAUCGGCUAUGUCCUGCCCACUUCAUGACAAGUUCUUCGAGAAUGAGGGGUAAAAUUGGUUUUUAUUGAAUUCGAUUUUAUUGCUAUCCUGUUUUGGCAAGUAACAUUCAUUCGAUCAGAACGUAAAAUGUAUUAUCCAAGCAAUUAUAUAUAGAUGUAUUGGUUUUCCAAACUAUGGAAUUCGAUUAAGCUACUCUUAUAAAUCCCAAAUACUCUACCGUAAGCUCCCUAAGAUAUUAGGUUUGGCCUCUUGUACCCCUCACUACAACUUUUAGAAAUAUUCUUGUUUUGCUCCCCGAUUUGAGAAUCAAAUUAGCCAAAGAAUUGAUCGACAGCACGGCAAAAUAAAACGAAUUGGCUUUAAAUACAAUCAAAGUAUUAAAAAAAUAGAUGCAGAACAAUGUAUGCUUACAUAUACGGACGAGGAUGGAAGACAGCAGACAGGCCAGCAUUGAGACACAUACACUUAAUACAAUGAACAUUAUCGAAUAAAAUUUUCAUACGUAUUUCUAACAAACCCAA